Molecule: messenger RNA, 703 nt
Organism: Salvia splendens (bonfire salvia)
Lineage: Eukaryota; Viridiplantae; Streptophyta; Magnoliopsida; Lamiales; Lamiaceae
Product: 17.4 kDa class III heat shock protein
Exons: 2
Coding region: 4-459 (151 amino acids)
Source: RefSeq, a predicted model, not a curated record
CGAAUGAGCUCCGUCGUUGAAGCCAUGACCGACCUGCUGAAUUUCCCGGAGACACUCGAGAAGCUACUGCACUCCACCUCGCGCCACGACGGCGGCGGCGGCCGCGGCGGCGUAGCCAAUUUCCCGGCCGACAUUCUCGACACGCCAAAGGAGUACGCCUUCUACUUGGACGUCCCCGGGCUAUCGAAAUCGGACAUUCAGGUGACGGUAGAGGAGGAAAACACGCUGGUGAUAAAGAGCAACGGGAAGAGGAAGAGAGAGGAAGGGGAGGAGGAAGGUUGCAAGUAUAUACGGCUGGAGAGGAGGCCGCCGCAGAAGCUUACAAGGAAGUUCCGGCUGCCGGAUAACUGCAACGUGUCGGCGAUCAGCGCAAAGUGCGAGAACGGAGUGCUGACGGUGGUGGUGAAGAAGCUGCCGCCGCCGCCGAAAUCUAAGUUGAUCGAGGUCGCCAUAUCUUGAGAUGGGGUUGUAGCUUUUGUGUGUGGGUUUUAUGGUUUAAGUGUGCGUUUAAGAAAAUCGAUGGUUAAAUGUAGAAUGUAAUUUUGUAUUUUGUGUGUGAUUAUGGGAUUUUACUGUUUUAGGCUUUAGGAUUAAGUAGUAAAUCCACCGUUAAAUGUGAAUUGUAGUUCUGUUUUUUUUUGCAUGCUAUUUCUUGUUUGUUGCUUAUUCCGAUUAAUGAGAAAAUUCUGAAUUCAAUUUCCAA